AUGUCCACCCUAAAUACAGAUCUUGAGCAGUCUGCUUCCGUGGGCAACGGUAACAAGAAAUGCAGCGCGCUAAGUCUUGUGGAUGAGAAGCCCUGCAAGGCACUUGCAACAUCAUCUAACGGCUUGUUUUGUGCGUUUCACUCCAGGCAGUGUCGUGGUCUUUAUAUGGGCUACAAAAAUAGGAAUGCAAAAUUGGACGAACUUCGUUCCUGCCCUCACGAACAACUGGCCAAAAGAUCGGCAAAACUUGCCAAUGACUUCUUUGAAGACCUUGGGAAUGAGAGUGUGCUGUCAGAAAUCCACGACCACCUGUUGAAAACAUAUCAUUUACUUGACCGCGUGAUCAAAGCUCGAAAACUGCAUCAUAGCCACUUCUACGCGCAGGCCAUGGACUACGGCCACCAGAAGUAUCUAGACACACUUUUACAGCAAAAGCUAACUGUUGCCACGGCUUUGGAAAGGGUCACUCGCAGAACCGCAGAGGUUCUCUAUAAGAAACGCAAGUGGUUCCAAUGGACGAUGGAAUGCCAGCAGGAGGAAGAUAAAAUGCGCGAGAAUGAGAGGAGGAAAGUUAAGCGAGAGGCUGCGCUCUUCAGGAGGCAAGUGAAAGAAGUUGAUCGGCGUAUGCGUGAACUACGUCUAAAAGAACAGCAGAAAAAACAAGAUGACUUUCUUCAAAAGGCGUACGAGGAGCGGCUUGCACAAGAUGCAGAAUCCUGGGAUCCGAUUGAAGAUGUACUCGACAAUGAACGUGGCACUUAUGGGAAUGUCGCAGUGCCAGAGGGGCUAGAUAAUGACAAUGAUGUUCAGAGUAAUGUUACAGCUUUACCCUUCACCCAAGAAGACCACGCAGCAACUUCAAAUGAAAUUCCUCUUACUGCCUCUUCUAAGAAUAAAAGGAAAAGCAAAAAACGGAAAGGGACUCCUCCCCCUUCCGGGACGGAGACUAAAUCAACGCUUGGCCAAAAGAGUACUGGAAACUCUGAUCCGAAUGUCGAAAAUAUCGAAACCCGCGAAGAAAUGCGUACUCGACUUAUUGAAGGAGCUAGACUUGAGGGUGCGUCUUUGUUAAUCAAAGGUACACUUGAGAAGCCAGAAAUCACGUCGGAUCGGAUCUGCCCCGUUGCUGCAGACGAAGUUGACCAGCUAUUGGACGAUAUGGUUGAAAUCAAGAACCUCCUUUUCUGUCGAUUGCUACUGGGAAAUUCUAUUCUCUUGCCCAUUGCUUUGCGAGCCUCUACGAUUCACGAUUUUUUAAAUGAUCCUGACUUGGCUAUAAACGACCUCAGGGAUAUAUGUUUGAAACUGGAGCAGCCACAACUACAAGAUAUUCGUGAUGCAUGUGCGGAUUUCGCUCGCGGUAAUGCUGAAAGUGCGGAAGAGUCCGAUUCUAAUGAAGAAGAGGAACCCGAGUCGGAUGACGAAGAUGAUGAUAAUGACUGGGCAGUUCCUCGUUCGCGCCGACGACAUAAUAUCCCUGAUACAUGGCAAUCAAAGAGAGAGAAGAAGAUGUUUGCUAAGCGCGAGAGGCGGAAGGGAACCUUGGAUGCCGGCGGUGCAAGAGAGGGACAAGGCUCAGCAAUUGACUUUGGGAAAUUGGAUGGUGAUGACAGUGGUAUUCAAUGGAAAAUCCGAGUCAAGCUUUGCGGCCGACACAUCUACAGCUAUCCUAGCACCAAGUCCAUGUCCCGCGGAGGUUGGCUUCAAUUUAGUAUCUUUGCAAAGGAUUGCAAUUUAUUUAGAGCCGCGGAACUUUGCAAAUCGUGGGCAGAGUUUUUUGAAUUGAAUACCCUGGCUAGCUAUAACUAUUUCCCGUCGCCGUCGUGGUUACUGUCAACGAGCCAUACCAUGCAAACAGCCUUCCUCUCAAUGGGCUUCAUACCGUUCUACGUCGAAUCCAAAGCAACAAUGCUGACACUUAGUGAAGAGAAGACCACGGGUCGCGGCCGGAAUCAAGCUGUUCGAGAAGGGAGAAACUAUGUAUGCGCUCAAAUGAAACGUAGUAGCUUUAUCACUCGCAGAUUCCUUCAAUAUGUAUCAAUGCAAGCCUCUCGCAUGAUGCUGGUCGUCCGGGAUGGCAAAACUGGCAAAAUCAUCGUGAAGCCCCCAGACAACAACGCCUGGCUCUUCCGCGAAAAGAUUGGCCAUCGGCGGGGUUCUCGGGCUCCGUGGAAUGUAAUCAAGCAAGUCGAUGAGGCAUUUUUCAACGAGAUGGAGAGAAGGCGAGCUUUUCGGCUUGGAUUCCAUGAUUUUUAUGACAUAUAUAUUUGGAGUUCCACACCUGGUGAGCCGUUUGAGGCAUUGCACAGCGGCAUAAUUGAGAUGUUGUACAAGGCGCAUCGUGUCACUCGGCCAGCUGAUAUUCUCGGUGCUUCCGCGCCAUAUUUGAAAACGGUAACCAGAGACCCUGAGACUCAUCGAAUCCGAGACAUCAAGCCGGGAGAGCAGGUAGAAAGUGUGUGUGAUGUGUAUGAGAGAGAGGAUACAAUGUUUCGUUUCCGUACAUCUAAAGGUAAACUCGGAACAGGCCUGCCGAAUCAGGUGAAAUAUAACGAAGCCGACGCAUUGGAGGACGCUAUCCUUUUCUCCGAAGAAUUAACGGGAAAAACUACGUCGAAUCGCUUGAAAACGAUAAGGAACGAAUUGACAGACUUCGAGCAAGGACGGAUCAAAAAUUAUGCUAAUCGUUUUGCCUAUGAUCUCGAUACUGAUGAGGAAUAUAAUUCUGAGGAAUUUAACUCUGAUGAGUAUUAUUCCGACGUGGAAGAGGACGAGUGGGAAGAAUCCGAUUUCUCGGAUAGUAGCUCGCUAAAUCAGAGUGGCGAAAUAAAACUGGAGGAGUCUGAUAAAGCUCAAGACAAAGACGGAGAGAGGGAGGAGGGCCGUGACCUAUCAAACUCUAGCCGAUCCGGUACCAUUGUGGACGAUUUUAUCGAUGCGCUGGAAAAGGCAAAUGACCUUUUGGAAACAUUGGGACCUGGACCAGAGGGUGUUGAUGACAUGCACCUUGAAUUUAUGGAAUUUAUAGACCGUCAUAAAGCCAAAGUUUUCAAGGAAGCCUGGCACCGGGCGGAUCUGGAGCCUAACGGUUUUUCCCAGUGGAAUGAACUCCUCCAAAUCCGUUCCAAAUGUGAGGUAAAUUUUCACUACAUGACAGCAACAGUAGCAAACUGGUGGAAGCCUUUGGUAUUUCUGGACUACCCUCUGGGAACUCAUUCAAGGGUUCGAGGAGAUGCGCGGCGUGCAUGCUUGAUGACGUCAUUGUUUUUCACAGCAGGGAAUGUUUUCUUUGACAAUUGCACAGAGGGGGAUGAAAUUAAAAAAUCUAUGCUUUUCAGACAAGUUGAGCGCGGCAAAACGCUUCCAGAUAGAAGAGGCUAUCAAUGCCCCACAUCCAGAGGCAAUAAAUUUUUCGAAGAGUUGGAUGGAAUUGCAGAGAGAUGCCAGAAAAAUCAGACACAUCUUCUGGACGAGCUUUCUCCGGAAUGGGACGUCGCACUGCGGCCAAAAAUUGCCCACCUUUUCAAGGAGGGCGUCAUCUGCCUAUGCUAUGAGCCGCCGGAGCUGAUCCCAGGCCAAGCAUUCGGCAGCUGUGAGCAGGGCCGUCCUCUCGAUCUCUUCAUCGAUUUCCGCAAGAUGUUGCAUGAAAUUCACAUGCCUCCCGGGCGCGAAGAUCCCUCCAAAAUCUCUAUCUCUUUCUUGCGUAACACCAUUAAAUCCCACGCUGCUUCCCGGCCAAAUGCGCGCUACUCAUUUCUCAGAGUGUGGUCUGGCUCACAUUUCUAUCCUCUGAUGAUUGGCUAUGACAAUCGCCUCUGGACCUCGUUCAUCGAUGAGAUAGGACGUGCGUGGUCCUGGCGCUUUAUUCCAAAAGAUAUGCCAUUCUCUGACUGGAGUAUGCAUAACAACCUUCAGCAGCGGCUUGAUCCCUACAAGAAAGUUCUACGAGACAAAGUUGUGAUUAAACGGGAUAUGAUACUUAUACUUGCGGAGGAUGAGGAAGAACUGCUCUUGCUGACGUCGGCAGUAACUUUUGCUGUGCAAACUCAGCCUUGGAGACUAGAAGUGGAUUAUUGGAAGAGCUUUAUCAAUGUUGAUAGCGCCUUUUUGAAUGAACUGCAAGGCGGAUGGUAUGAUUGA
This is a messenger RNA of Histoplasma mississippiense, 4140 nucleotides long. RefSeq lists its product with no specific name. The coding region runs from base 1 to 4140 and encodes 1379 amino acids. NCBI's taxonomy places the organism in Eukaryota, Fungi, Ascomycota, Eurotiomycetes, Onygenales, Ajellomycetaceae. The record is from RefSeq and is a predicted model, not a curated record. The transcript is spliced from 8 exons.